AUGCCAUCCGAAUCCGGCUCGAAACACCACUCCCCCCGUACCGCUGGACCGUCACCCGCGAGCCCCCGCCCGUUCAACUACAUGUCAGAUGAUGAAAUUGCCACAAGCGACGUCACUCUGAGCGGUAGCUCCAAGACCAGCUCUAAGCGUCGUCGUAUCGGGCGGUUCACUCCGCCAAAGUCGGUUUUGGUGUACCGCGAACCACCGACUUCUCCUACCAUCGACCGUCGCCGAGGAAAGCGCGCGAUCAAGGUGCCGUCCAAGAAUUUGACCGCGGUGAGAAAGAAGACAUUGAUCAAGGAGACGUUCAACAAGGAGACCUCGAAUAAGGAAACCUUGACCAACAAGAGCCGACCACAGCAGUUUUUUGAUAAGACGGCCCAGCCCUGGGAAUACGACAUCUUCGACGCAAUGAAUGGCCCCAGUACCCCGCCCCGCGCCGGCUUUGGUAUCUCUCACAAUCUUCGGAGCCCUACUCUGUCCCAGAAGUCACCGGGAACUCCUUCAGAUCCCGGCUUGUCCAGCGAACGAAGUGGACACCCGAGCACCUGUAUUUCCCACAACGAGCCAUCUGCCUGA
Messenger RNA from Colletotrichum karsti, 579 nucleotides. RefSeq lists its product as uncharacterized. Lineage: Eukaryota; Fungi; Ascomycota; Sordariomycetes; Glomerellales; Glomerellaceae. The record is from RefSeq and is a predicted model, not a curated record. The transcript has 2 exons. Bases 1 to 579 code for a protein of 192 amino acids.